Penaeus indicus is the source of this 1922-nucleotide messenger RNA. RefSeq names its product oxysterol-binding protein-related protein 1-like. NCBI's taxonomy places the organism in Eukaryota, Metazoa, Arthropoda, Malacostraca, Decapoda, Penaeidae. Gene Ontology annotation, molecular function: protein binding. The record is from RefSeq and is a predicted model, not a curated record. The transcript has 10 exons. The coding region runs from base 292 to 1575 and encodes 427 amino acids.
CAUGCAUCAGCUGAGCCUCGAAGGGUCGCCCGGGUCGUCAAGUGUCAUCGGGCUGACAUAAAGUGUCAUAAAGGCUGGCAUGGAAAUGUCGCUGGGGCUGGCAUGAAUGUGUGAUGGAGGCUGGAGUGCAAGUGCCACCAGGGACGACGUGAGAGCCCCCCGAGCCGGGAAGACCCAACUGAGGAGGUGGUGGGGAUCCCUGACACAGGACACCAUUGCGACCAAAGCGAGGAAUGCCAGGCGGGAAGGCAAUCAUUAAAUGGAGAUAGCACAGUUGGAGACUGUUUAAGAAUGGGGGACAUGGAGCAGUUUGAAGAGCUGCUUCUCAGAAGUGCUCGAAAUGGCGACUGCAAGACUGUGGAAGAAAUUCUGCAAGCCAGAAAAGACGGCAAAGUCAAUUUAGACAUAAGCUGCAAGGGUAAGAGUAAAAGCAACCAGGGAUGGACCCCUCUGCAUCUUGCAAGUUACUUUGGUCAUCGAAACUGCGUGGAAGUUCUACUGCAACAUGGAGCAGCCUUGGACGAGUUGAAUGAUGCUGGUGACACCCCGUUACAUAAAGCAGCGUUAACUAAUAGAGAGGAUGUAGUAUUACUGCUUUUGGAGCAUGGAGCUAGUGUCUCAACCAUCAAUGGUGAGGGACUGCGUCCGUCAGAUCUUCCUCGUGAUGCCCAAGUGACAAAGCUGAUAGUUGCGGCAGAAAAAACAGAACAGAGAAGAAAAGAAGAGCGAUUACUACAUUAUGCGCGUGAAGGAAAAGCUGAUGAAGUUAUGAAACUGUUGCGGGAGCCUGGGGCACCAAAUGUAAAUUGUUUAGACUCUCAAGGCAACACUAGUUUACACUGUGCUGCUUAUCGGGGCCACAUUGACGUUGCAGUUGUGUUGCUGCAGAAUGGCUGUGAUCCGGCAAUGAGAAACUUUAAUGGUCAGACAGCAUGCGACCUGGCCCAGACACAGCAAAUGCAACAGAUUCUAGAGGUACAGCCAGUUCGAAGUUUUCACCGCAAUGUGUCCAGAUUCGAAGGCCCGCUGCUCAGACGAAUGCGAAUCAUCGGCUGGAGAAUGGUUUGGGGUGUCUUGGAGCGUGGCGUUCUCACGUUCUUCAAUAGCCGUGCAGAUGCAAGUUCUUGUGUUCGCAGACGUGAUUACAAAUACCUUGACAAUAGUAAAGUUGUGCCAAUGGUCGGAGGAGAUGGUGCCAUGUUCGUUUUACAAUAUAAUGAUGGUACGUGUCAUCGGUUAGCAGCAACUCCAGAUCCCUUUCACCCAGCAUCUGUGAACAGACAGAAAUGGGUGACAGCCUUGAGUGAGCACAUCAGGUUCUCAACUCACUAUGUUCAACAUGGUCUUGGAGUGGAUGAUGAUGAUGAUGAUGAUGACAUUGAUAGAACCAUAAAGCCUUUAGGAUGUAUGUCUGAUGCUCUGCAGACAGCAUCAGCACAACAGCAGCUUCUGGAGCAACAAGUGGAGGAGGUGAUGGCGACCAUGGCCUCGCUGGACCUGGAUCACUCGCAGCAGGGUGGCGUGCAUGAUGUCAUUAGGGUAAGGGGGAGUGGACGUCCAAGCUGUGAACUGUGAUGCGGUUUUGGUUUUCAGAUUUCAUCCAUAUAUGAGAGGAUUUCAGGCUAGAGAUGAUAUAUUGAUCUUAUAGGUUUCAUGCUAAGAUCUGAUGUUCUCCAGCAGCCUCAACCCACAGUAGCACCCGCGAUGGUAUUCAUGCAAGGGCAUUGACCAUGAGACUUGUCAGUGACUAGAGAAAAAUCUUUGGCCUUGCAGUUUUGUAAUUUCAAGUCAUAUAAUUGGGAACACAGUUAAAACAAGUUUUAACAACUUCUACCCAAUGUCUUUUGUGAGGAACUGCAUGUAAAGUCUUAUAUUUUUACUUUUUUUCUUUUCUUUUCAGUUUUAGUGGAUUACUAAUGCUA